Verticillium alfalfae VaMs.102 is the source of this 309-nucleotide messenger RNA. RefSeq lists its product with no specific name. NCBI's taxonomy places the organism in Eukaryota, Fungi, Ascomycota, Sordariomycetes, Glomerellales, Plectosphaerellaceae. The record is from RefSeq and is a predicted model, not a curated record. The coding region runs from base 1 to 309 and encodes 102 amino acids. The transcript has 2 exons.
AUGGCUCACCUCCUCCCAGCCCUCUUCCGCCUCCUCUCAUGUCUCAGAGCCUUGAAACAGCGGCAGGUAGAACCGCGCCCGUGCCUGUCGGGAAGGCCGCCACGCUCUGCCCUCCUAUCGAGGGCGGAAUAUCCCCUCUUUGAUGGUGAUGACACGUUCAGGCAAGUCCUGCAGAACAUACGACGUUCCGUUUCCCGAGACGCCUGCGGUCUCAAGCCGCAGCGUGGCCUCGCCGCCGACGACAUAGCUGAUGAGCCCUGGGCGUACGAGCGUAACGGCACGGUAGAGGAGGGAAGGCUACACGGCUGA